Messenger RNA from Perkinsus marinus ATCC 50983, 990 nucleotides. Its product is annotated as Monoglyceride lipase, putative. The record is from RefSeq and is a predicted model, not a curated record. The transcript has 9 exons. Gene Ontology annotation, cellular component: membrane. Bases 1 to 990 code for a protein of 329 amino acids. Gene Ontology annotation, molecular function: lipase activity. NCBI's taxonomy places the organism in Eukaryota, Perkinsozoa, Perkinsida, Perkinsidae.
AUGUCGAAUUUCAUCACGCUGUCUCCUGAUACCACUUGGUUCCUCGCGAUUGUCGCAUUGAUGGGCGUCGCUGUAUUGAUGGAGAAGUUCUUGUAUGACACGUUCUAUAAGAAAAUCGCCAAUUACAAGACGGGGGAGAUGAGGAGGAAGAUCGUCCCUGCCGAGUUCAAUACACAUCCGCAUGCCCUGCAAGGUAUAUUGCCAGAGAUAAGUCCCGCUUCACCAUUCAAGGGCGAUGCUGGGCUCUUCCCUUUGAAGUCUACUGGCGAUAAGAUCUUCUGGGAGACUUUCGUACCGACUGACGUUGAGCAUCCAAGAGGUGUAAUUGUCUUUUGCCACGGAUAUGCGGACCAUUCGGGAUUCCAUAUGUUCAACGAUGCGCGUAUGUUCUGUGAGAGGGAGAAAUACGCAUGCGUGCUGUUCGAUCAAGUCGGGUCGGGGCGUUCGGACGGUCUGCAGGCGUAUAUCGAUGACUGGUUUAAAUACUGUCAGCUCGCCAAGGAGUUCAUCGAUCAAUUUGUUUUGGCAACUUUUGUACCAUCGUUAGCGGAGCGAAGCUGUCAUUUGCCAUUUUAUGGCUAUGGCCACUCGAUGGGAGGCGGGCUCGUUACUUCACUCGCUAUUCUGCAUCCUGAACUAUUCGAUGGGAUUAUCUUGCAGAGUCCCAUGUUGAAGAUACCGCAGGGUAUGCAUCCUUCUUGGGUAGUUGAACAGCUGCUACGUGUGGUAGCUAGAAUCGCCCCGAAGGCUCCUAUAGUACCUACGAAGAAUCUGGGAGAGGUCAUGUACCAUCAUAGAGAUUCCAUUCACUACGCUGCUAAAUUCAACCGCUUGGUGUAUCGCGGGAAGCCUCGUCUGAGCACAGCGCUAUGCUUGCUCCAGGGACAGGAUUUCGUGAGUGCGAAUUUCAAGUCGGUGAAAACACCUUUUAUUGUGUGCCACGGAGCGGCUGAUGAGAUCACGGAUCCUCACGCGGAUGUUGAGAUGUAA